Recurvomyces mirabilis is the source of this 795-nucleotide messenger RNA. RefSeq lists its product as uncharacterized. NCBI's taxonomy places the organism in Eukaryota, Fungi, Ascomycota, Dothideomycetes, Mycosphaerellales, Teratosphaeriaceae. Bases 1 to 795 code for a protein of 264 amino acids. The record is from RefSeq and is a predicted model, not a curated record. The transcript is spliced from 3 exons.
AUGGCAUCCUUACUACGAGGCACAGCAUUCAUAACAGGCGCAGGAUCUGGCAUCGGCCAAUCCACAGCCUACGCCUUCGCGGCCCACGGCAUUCGCAAACUCGCCAUCGCAGACAUCAAUCCCACAAACCUCGCGACCACCAAAGCCCAACUCAACCAAAAGUAUCCCGACCUAGAGAUCUUAACCCUAGAAACCGACACCAGUAACGAGAAAUCCGUGGACUCCGCCAUCGCCACCACCAUCUCCAAGUUCUCCCGGCUAGACAUAGCCGUCAACAACGCCGGCAUAGGCGGCGAAGCGGCAACCGCCACACUUUCCCUCGAAUCUUGGCGCAAAACCAUGAGCGUGAACCUCGACGGCGUCUGGCUCUGUCAACGGGCUCAGAUUCGUCAGAUGCUGACGCAGAACCAGAUCGACCCGGGCCCGAGAGGGAGCAGAGGCGUGAUCGUGAAUGUUGCGUCGAUGUUGGGGUUGGUGGCGAGUUCGCCGCUUACGCCGGCGGUGGCGUAUACAGCGUCUAAACAUGGGGUAAUGGGGUUGACGAAGACGGAUGCGGUGAUGUAUGCGCAGCAAGGGAUUCGGGUGAACGCUAUAUGUCCGGGUUAUGUGGGGACACCUUUGCUUAAGGCUGCUACUGCCGGCGGCGUAAUGGACGCGGAGAUCGAGAAAGUGCCGCAGAAGCGGUUAGGAGAGAUGGAGGAGAUAGCAGACGGCAUCGUCUUCCUCGCGAGUCCGAUGUCGAGUUUCAUGACGGGACAGGGGUUGGUGAUUGAUGGAGGUUAUACAUGCCAAUAA